CAACUUCUGCUGGUUGUUGAACCAAUCCAGAGUUUUUUUAUUAUAGCUCAGCGAUCUAGGGCAGAGACCACACCAACAGCGAUUAAUCUGCGUCUUGAGAAGCAGUAAGAUCGUCUCUCUAGACACCAUGGGUCGCCACUUUGGAGAUUUGGCCAAGAUCAGGCACGUGAUCACCUACAGUCUGUCCCCCUUUGAGCAGAGGGCUUUCCCCAACUACUUCUCUAAAGGAAUCCCCAACGUCUGGAGACGAUUCACAUCGUCUGUCUUCAAAGUUGCUCCACCAAUGAUCUGCAUGUACCUGACAUACACCUGGGGAAACCAUGUCCACUCAGAAGGAAAGAGGAAGGUAGCUGCCGACUACGAGAAUGAAGAGUGAAAUGAAGAGUUCCCCC
Molecule: messenger RNA, 392 nt
Organism: Oncorhynchus nerka (sockeye salmon)
Lineage: Eukaryota; Metazoa; Chordata; Actinopteri; Salmoniformes; Salmonidae
Product: cytochrome b-c1 complex subunit 8-like
Exons: 3
Coding region: 128-376 (82 amino acids)
Biological process (GO): mitochondrial electron transport, ubiquinol to cytochrome c
Source: RefSeq, a predicted model, not a curated record